Anthostomella pinea is the source of this 1815-nucleotide messenger RNA. NCBI's taxonomy places the organism in Eukaryota, Fungi, Ascomycota, Sordariomycetes, Xylariales, Xylariaceae. The record is from the annotation of a GenBank genome assembly.
AUGGCAGUUGAGGAUCUGGAGAGAUGGAUCGAGCAGUUCAGUCUUCUGAUGCGAGACUUCCCGAUCCGCGACUUCAGCUACAUCACCUUCCCGUUCGUCCUUGUAGUCAUCGGCGGGUUCUUCCUCUACACUACCCACGUAGACUACUGGGACAAGCCCAAGCGAUAUACCAUCCCGGCCCCCAAACAACCCGCCGAGACGAAGAUCCUCGAGAACCCGACCAUCAAGGCGUCCGGGACGACGGCAAUACAAUGCUAUGCUCCGGCGACGGGCCAGUUCCUGGGCUUCGUCAACCCGUCCACGCCCGCGGGCCUCGAUCGCGCCAUCGCACAAGCCGCCGCCGCACAGGAGAAAUGGGCGCAGACCACGUUCGCCGAGCGCAGGAAGGUUCUGCGGUCAAUGCUGCAGUACAUCCUCGAGAACCAGGAGCAGAUCUGCCGUGCCAGUUCGCUCGACUCGGGCAAGACCAUGGUCGACGCCCAGCUGGGGGAGAUCAUGGUGACGGUCGAGAAGCUGCAGUGGACGAUCAAGCACGGGGAGGAGGCGCUGCGCCCGAGCAAGCGGCCGACGAACCUGCUGAUGACGUACAAGAAGAACACGGUGCACUACGAGCCCAUGGGCGUGGUGGCGGCUCUCGUCAGCUGGAAUUACCCCUUCCAUAACCUGAUGGGGCCCAUUAUCAGCUCUAUAUUCGCGGGCAAUGGGAUCGUGGUCAAGGUCAGCGAGCAGACGUGCUGGAGCGCUGCGUACUACACGAGCAUCGCGAGGGGUGCUCUCGUAGCACACGGCCACGACCCGUUGCUUAUACAAAGUGUGGUCUGCUGGCCGCAGACGGCAGGACAUCUCGCGAGCCAUCCGGGCAUCAACCACCUCACCUUCAUCGGCAGCCGGGCAGUCUGCCAUCACGUCGCGGCAAGUGCUGCGAAGAGCCUGACCCCCGUUGUAGCAGAGCUCGGCGGCAAAGACGCGGCAGUGAUCCUGGACUCGGCAACAGGGGAUCUGAAGAGAAUAGUCGACGUCCUUAUGCGCGGCACCUUUCAGGCCUCGGGCCAAAACUGCAUCGGCAUCGAACGCAUCGUCGCCGCGCCCGGCGUCUACGACAAGCUCGUCUCCAUGCUGGCGCCGCGCGUGCAGGCGCUACGCAUGGGUCUCGACAAGGACGUCGGCGCCAUGGUCUCGGACGCCUCGUUCUCGCGCCUGGAGAAGCUGGUCGAAGACGCCGUCGCCAACGGCGCUCGCCUGCUGGCCGGUGGCAAGCGAUACUCGCACCCGGACCACCCGCACGGUUUUUACUUCACCCCCACCCUCGUCGUCGACGUGACGUCCGACAUGGCGCUCGCGAACGAGGAGUGCUUCGGGCCCAUCAUGACGGUCCUGCGCGCGCCGUCCCCUCACGCCUCGGACCUCCUGGCCCUCGCGAACGCGCCCGCCUUCGGACUUGGGGCUUCCGUCUACGGCUCCGAAUCCGACCGUGCGCUCCGGCAGGUGGUGAGGGGCCUGCGCGCCGGCGGCGUGAGCGUCAACGACUUCGCCGUCUACUACCUGGUGCAGCUGCCGUUCGGCGGCGUCGGCGGGUCGGGCUACGGCCGGUUCGCGGGCGAGGAGGGUCUGAGGGGCCUGUGUAAUCUCAAGAGCGUGUGCGAGGACCGCUGGGGCUGGUUGGGGGUCCGCACGUCGAUCCCGCCGGCUGCACGGUAUCCCGUCCAGAGUCAGGAGAGGGGCUGGCGGUUCACGAGCGGGGUUGUGGUGCUGGGGUAUGCGCUUACGCUGAGGGAGAAGGUUGGGGGGCUCGUGGGGAUUUUGCGGAAUAGUUGA